Molecule: messenger RNA, 3297 nt
Organism: Pocillopora damicornis (cauliflower coral)
Lineage: Eukaryota; Metazoa; Cnidaria; Anthozoa; Scleractinia; Pocilloporidae
Product: tyrosine-protein kinase HTK16
Biological process (GO): protein phosphorylation
Molecular function (GO): ATP binding; protein binding; protein tyrosine kinase activity
Source: RefSeq, a predicted model, not a curated record
AAUUUGUUUGUAACUCAUUAGAGUCCCCUUAGGACGGAAGAAUGCACUUAAACAAACCUCGUUUCUAUGCGGAUCAUAUGUCAAGUGCUAACUUUGAUCCUGUUUGCAAAUAUGCGUGCUACAUGAAUCAUCAAUAUACUCAACCUCAACUCCGGAAAUUCUCUCUCACGGAAUGUCUUCCAUCAUAGAUGGUUGGAACGGUGGGGAAAAUGUUCGCUUCUCUUGACGACGCGUCGUGGUAUCACGGUCGAAUCACACGGGAUCAAGCGAUUGAAAUCUUGCUUCAGAAUGGCAGACAAGAGGGACUGUUCCUUGUCAGAAAUAAAGCUGGUGGAUCUGAAGACAACUUUGUUUUGUCCCUAUGGCAUGGAAAUCAGGCGCUUCAUUUUCAAAUACAGUCUCGCGGAGGGAUUUAUUAUUCCAUAGACGAUGGACCGAGUUUUGAGGGUUUGGAUUCGCUGAUCGAAUACUACAGAGAACAGGCGGACGGUCUACCGAUUAGACUUACUCAGUUUUGUCAGGGGAAUCCGCCCCCUGCUUCAUGUAGAAAACAUGGAGUGACAACUCCACUUCAUCUUGCUUGUGCAGAGGGUAAUUUCAAACUCGUAUUGGGUUUGCUUACUGGACAGAAUCAAUCUGACAUUACUACAAGGAACGAAAACGGCGUAACGCCACUUCACGAAGCUGCGCUUCGUGGAGAUGAAGAUAUUGUCUCAAUCUUGUUAAGACAUGGUGCUGACACAAAGAGCAAAGACGAUGGUGGAAACACGCCGCUACAGGUGGCUUGCUAUGGAGGAUUUGCAACAAUUUGCUCCACACUCAUAACAGAAGGUAAAGCCGAUGUUCAGGAUCGCUCUCCUGUAACUGGCUUUGUGGCCCUUCACAUAGCGGCGUUAAAAGGUUAUGAUGAUUGCUUGAAAGUUCUACUGGAGCUUGGAGCUCCACUUCACCCUCGAUCAACAGAAGGAGACACGCCCAGAGACCUUGCAAUUAAAUAUGAUCAUUUGCAUAUUGCAGAAAUAAUUGAUAAUUAUCCUGUGCAGCCUCCAAAGACUUUGCCGAGGAUGUGGUUACAUGAAAAUUUAGGUAGACAGGAAGCCAUUGCACUAUUUAAAAAAUUUGGAUUAGUUGAUGGGUUGUUUCUUGUGCGGUUGAGCACUCGUGACCAUGGAUAUUAUGUACUCUCAGUUGCUGUCAACAGUUUGAUUUACCAUUAUCAGAUACGAAGCAGGUCUGAUAGGUGGUUCUACAUUGACGAUGGCCCACUUUUUGAAACCCUGCCGCAUAUUAUUGACCACUACAGUAGAUGCGCAGAUGGACUUCCUGUCCUUCUUAAGAUGGCUCUGCCUCCAGACGGCAACCCACCAAUUGAUAUUCAUAAGAUUCCAAUACCACCUGUAAGGAAGCGAGUACUUUUAACACCUGCUGUGAGCUCCCCUGUGCUUAAUACUUCAAGUGGUAGAUCCAUACCUGGAAGGAAUCCACUCCAAAGGGCUGGAUCAGCUGAAACCCUUCAUGCUGACCAAAGUCCUCAAAGGAGGCACCCUCCAGUGUUACAGAGAUCCAUAAGUGACGCCAAUAGCCAUCCUCCAGGCAUCAGCAAUGGAGAAAAUUUAGGUAAACCAGAAGAUAGACAACCUCUACCUCUUCCAACAAAACCUCCUCCUAGAGGGCAACGACGGCCUCCCCCACCUCUACCACAGAAUCCCAAUCCCACAAGUCCAGCCAAACCAAGUGUUCCUGUUCCACAAAGUUCUGCAAAAUUAAAUACUGUGGCAACCUCGCAAGGUCCUAUGCAGUCCACAUUGAUCAUGAAACAAUCCCUGGAACUUGGAGCUGAGCUUGGCCAGGGAGAGUUUGGUUCUGUCUUGAAAGGGAUAUGGACAGACCCCAAAGGAAACAAGGUCCAAGAGUUAGUGAAGAUGGGAGCUUUACUGGACUUCCUAAUCGAUUACCAAUCAGAAAUUUCUCAAAGGGACCUUAAAUUGUGGGCAGCUCAGAUAGCGUGGGGUAUGAUGUACCUGGAAAAGAAGCGCUUCGUACAUAGGGACCUGGCAACAAGGAACAUCCUCAUGUCUACCAAACAACAGGUAAAAAUUAGUGAUUUCGGUCUGUCUCGUGCUACUGGCUCGGGAAGCGACUACUACAAAGCUUCACAAGGUGGCCGCUGGCCAGUUAAGUGGUAUGCACCGGAAUCUAUCAACUUCGGAACGUUCUCGCAUCAGAGUGACGUCUGGAGCUAUGGUGUGACACUGUGGGAGAUGUACUCGUUUGGUCAGUUACCAUAUGGCGAGAUGUCAGGGGGUGAGGUAAUACGUAUGUUGGAGGAAGACAACAAUCGGCUUGAAAGACCUGACGCAUGCCCAGAACAGACCUAUUCACUGAUGCUCCAAUGCUGGGAUCUAAAGCCGGAGAAGAGACCAACGUUUGCAGAGCUGCACAAUAUUUUCAGCACAAAUCCCUUUUACGCCGAUGUAAAGCUGCCUUUAAAAGAUAAAUCCACGAGCUAAUCAACAGAAAUAGUAAUCGAUUCGUUGUAGGAUAAAGGAACUAAAGCAUAGAAGUGGUUUUCCAAGUUCUAGAAAUUGAAGUGCUCUUUGUAUCCCAUUUGUUGCGAAUUUAUGGUCUUGCGUGACGUGACGCUUUUAGAGACUGGCGUCAUGCAAGCCGCGUAAAAAAAAUACAUCGCGUUAGUCUGCUAGAAUAGGAAAUCAAAUAAAUAUUUACUUCAAUGAAAAAGUAAAAACCGAAAAAAUGUUGACAGAGAAAGAAGGACAAGUCAAUUGAGUGUAGGGCCGGCUGUGCUGGCAAAAGGGAACCAAUAGACCCUGGUGGAAAAUGGUCGUCUAGUCUUCUCGCCAAAGGGGUGAAAAAAGUGUAUUUUUUUUGUUCCAAAAUCGAAGAGCUUUUAGAGCAAUAAUUUUCAGGUAGAAGUUCUGUUUCGUGCUGUGCAAACUUGAUAUCGUUCAAUUUUGAUAUUUUGAUGUUUUGAUAGUUUAACAAUUUUGCAAAGGUGUCCAAACCUGCCCUUGUGAGGAGUUAAAUUUUGUCAAAAGUUCUGAUUGACUCUGAUCCAUUUAUCUGUACAUCCAGAUGACACAUGUUGUAGUAGUGUUUUCUCUGAAUUUUUCUUCUUAUUUCCAGGCCAUCUCUCUUUUCUUUGCAGGAAAAGGCUAGAAACUAGAAUUAGUUUACCGCUUGGACUAGUUUAAAAUACACCUAAAAUAAUACUGAGAAUCAAAGGUGCGAAAUAAAGUGGCGAAAACGUUUUACGUGUUUGGUAAAACGUAAACCAAA